AGGACUCAUUUGGAGCUUUACUGUAAAAACAUGCCCAGUCCUUCCCAAGACAACCAAGAGUGCCUCCAGAAACAUUUCUCCGGGCCAUCUAUGUGGAAGCAACUUCUGCCCCUGCCUAGGGCUGAGGGAUAUAAUGCAAAUAUUCACCAGACCAUGGAAAAUGAAGGAAGCCCCGAGGCUGUGCGUGACGUCAAGACUUUCCCCCCUGCACAGCUCUCAGACGCGCCCGCUGCCCCGAAGCUGCUCAACCUGCUUUUUAGCACGCUCUCUGGCCUCGCGCGAUUCUUCUCUCACCUUCUCCAGCGACCCCCUUCUGGGGCUCCCCAGCGGCACCCGGACUUCUCCCUCCUGCUUCCCGCUUGCGCCCUGCCGGCGGCUGGGCUCUCGCGGGGGCACGGGGAGCGGCCAGGCCGCCUCUCGCUGCUGCUCCGGGCGGCUCUGGCACUGCCUAGGCCCCCAGGGGGACGCCUGCCCAAGGAAGAGGAUGCCUGCGCGGGGCAGAGCUCGCCCAUGCCCCCCGUGGGAUCCGAGCGGACGGAGGUGCGGAAACGGCAGAUGCCCGCGGCCCAGGAGACCACCGGCCCCGCGCCGGGCCAGCACGGAGCGGGGAGCCGCGGCUCCAACGCCUGCUGCUUCUGCUGGUGCUGCUGCUGUAGCUGUUCCUGUCUUACUGUUAGAAACCAAGAAGAACAGAGACCCAGGAGGGCCUCCCAUGAACUCAGACGAGAAGACCUUCCAACCUGUGAAGAAAGCCCAAGCCCCACUCUGGAAGAAGUCAGCGCCUGGGCUCAGUCGUUCGACAAGGUAAUGCUCACCCCGGCGGGAAGGAAUGCCUUCCGGGAGUUCCUCCGAACAGAAUUCAGUGAAGAAAAUAUGCUCUUCUGGAUGGCGUGUGAGGAGCUGAAAAAGGAAGCUAAUAAGACCGUUAUCGAAGAGAAAGCAAGGACAAUCUACGAAGACUACAUUUCCAUUCUUUCUCCGAAAGAGGUCAGCUUGGACUCCCGCGUAAGAGAAGUCAUCAACAGGAACAUGGGAGAGCCCUCCCAACACAUAUUUGAUGACGCCCAACUUCAGAUCUACACCUUAAUGCACAGAGACUCGUAUCCCCGGUUCAUGAACUCUGCCCUCUAUAAAGAUUUGCUUCAGUCCUUAUCUGAGAAAUCAGUCGAAGCAUAG
Messenger RNA from Lynx canadensis (Canada lynx), 1176 nucleotides. It is a transcript of the gene RGS20, whose product is annotated as regulator of G protein signaling 20. The coding region runs from base 31 to 1176 and encodes 381 amino acids. NCBI's taxonomy places the organism in Eukaryota, Metazoa, Chordata, Mammalia, Carnivora, Felidae. The record is from RefSeq and is a predicted model, not a curated record. The transcript is spliced from 7 exons.